UGCUUUGAAGUAGGUUCCGGCAACUAGACGAUCAAAGUUGCGAUUUUUGAGCAGGGGACGAUGGUGAAGAGUGUUAUCUCAAUGGACCAGCUGAAAGCUCUGUGGCACUCUGAGGUCCACAAUGAGCAGAAGUGGGCAGCUAACAUGAAGCUUGUGAGAGCACUUGGGGUGUUUGCAGGAGGAAUCUUCCUCAUGCGUGGCUUUGGUGAUCUCAUGGCUGUCUGAACAAACCUGGGAGGAGAACAUUUCAUCGUUUUUUUCUAUUUUUGUAUUUUCUGAAGUGUCUGCUCUCUCCAUAGAGUUUGAUGGUUUGGUUUAUGAUUCCACCAUUGUGAUACAGAUACGUCUCAGUUCAAGAUUUGCUUAAAGAAAAAUAUUUUUUUCA
Brassica oleracea var. oleracea is the source of this 385-nucleotide messenger RNA. RefSeq names its product mitochondrial import receptor subunit TOM5 homolog. NCBI's taxonomy places the organism in Eukaryota, Viridiplantae, Streptophyta, Magnoliopsida, Brassicales, Brassicaceae. The record is from RefSeq and is a predicted model, not a curated record. Gene Ontology annotation, cellular component: mitochondrion; mitochondrial outer membrane translocase complex. The transcript has 2 exons. The coding region runs from base 61 to 225 and encodes 54 amino acids.